Molecule: messenger RNA, 2862 nt
Organism: Pistacia vera
Lineage: Eukaryota; Viridiplantae; Streptophyta; Magnoliopsida; Sapindales; Anacardiaceae
Product: putative disease resistance RPP13-like protein 1
Exons: 2
Coding region: 1-2862 (953 amino acids)
Biological process (GO): defense response to other organism
Molecular function (GO): ADP binding
Source: RefSeq, a predicted model, not a curated record
AUGGCUACAAUGCUGAGAAGGGAUCCACCCUCCCAGUUACCAUCUUUAGGCAUGAUGGAUGCAACCUCCCAGCUACAAUCUUUAAGCAUGGUGGAUGCAACUGUUUCCGCGGUCUUAGAACAAUUAUCUAGUUCAUCUUUAACAAAAAAGAUAGAAGGAGCAGGCGUCAACCCCGAAGUACAGCAGCUCAAAAACAAUCUUCGAGACAUGAAAGAAGUGGUGAUUGAUGCUGAGCAAAGACAAGUGAAGGAAGAAAAUGUGAGGGUUUGGUUGCAUGAGCUGAAAAACACACUGUAUGAUAUGGAAGAUGCGUUUGAUGAGGUGUUACGUAUACCCAAUGAAAAAGUAGCUUCCUUGAUAAAAGAUUUAAACAGCAGGCUACGCAGUAUUGCCACAGCGAAAAAUAUGUUUGGUUUUACUGUGAAGAGGAGUGUUGAGAAGCCUGAGCCAUUCCAAUGCAUAUCCUUGGUUGAUGAGUCUGAGAUGAUUGGUCAAAUUGAGCUUAAGCAAAAGCUAAUAGGUAUGUUGUGUGAGAGUCGUAGUGACAAACAAAAAGGUCCUCAUAUCAUCUCACUUGUAGGGAUGAGAGGAACUGGAAAGACAUCUCUCGUUAAAGUUGUUUAUGAAAAUGAUAAGAUAGCAAGUACAUUUGAGAAAAAAAUAUGGGUUUCUGCAUCAAAUAUUUUUGAUGAGCUCAAGAUCGCCAAAGCAAUUGUUGCAGCUUUAGAAGGUGCAACGCCUGCAUUUGUAGAUUUAGGGUCUCUUCUACAACAUCUAUGCAAACUCAUUAUUGGAAGAAGAAUUCUUCUUGUCUUAGACGAUGUGCAAAUAGAAGAUUACAACAGGUGGAAACCCCUUCAUUAUUGUCUAGAGAAUUGUCAUUCUGAAAGUAAGAUUUUGAUCACUACACAGAAGGAGUCAAUUUCACGAAUAAUGAAGGCGGCUGACAUUCUCACUGUUAAGGAAUUAUCUGAUGAGGAAUGUCAAUCAUUGUUUAGACGGUUUGCAUUUUUUAAUAAGUUGCCGAAACAAUGUGAAGAGUUAGAACCCUUUGUUAAACAAGUUGUAGAUAAAUGCAAGGGCUUGCCUCUCGCCCUAAAAGUGAUGGGGAGUUUCUUGUGCUCUAAAAGAACCACAUUAGAGUGGCAAAGUAUAUUAAACAGUGAGAUGUGGAAAGUUGAUGAAGAGUUUGAGACUGGCAUUCCUUUCUUCUUGUUGAGUUAUAUCAAUUUACCUUCCAUGGUAAAAAGAUGUCUCUCAUAUUGUGCCAUCUUUCCCCAAAAUUACCUGAUAAACAAAGAUCAGUUAAUUAAAUUAUGGAUGGCACAAGGUUACCUUGGAUCAGAAAACAAUAAAGAGAUGGAACUAAUGGGUCAAGAAUUUUUUGACUACUUAGUAACACGCUCUUUUUUUCAAGAGUUUGAUAUAGACGAUGACGGUGGUAUCAUAAGUUGUAAGAUGCAUGGGAUAGCGUACAAUUUUCUCAAACUUAUCACUAAGCAUGAAUGUUUGGCAAUGGAAGUCAAUGGUGACGAACAACCAAGCCCAAAUCCCGAUUAUCAAGACAAAGUUCGUCAAUCAAUGUUGAUGCUUAGUAAGGAAGCCUCAUUUCCCAACUCUAUACUUGGCUUUACAAAAUUGCGCAGUCUCUUGGUUCAAGGUGAGGUAACAAACUCUUCAUCAGUGCCACAGGAAGUCUUUGAUAAACUGUUGCUAUUAAGAGCAUUAGAUAUUAGUGGAAAACUUUUGUAUGAGGAUUCAAUUGUUAACAUUCCAUCAACGAAGAUAGGAAAAUUGAUCCAUUUGAGAUAUCUUAAUUUUUCCUUGCUAAAGAUAUCAGAAUUACCCGAGGAUUUAUGUGAGUUGUAUGAUUUACAGACCUUGGAGAUCAGUCAAUGCAUCAAUCUCAACAAAUUACCUCAGGGGAUGGAAAAGUUGAUAAAUCUAAGGCAUGUGGUAAAUGAUGAGACUUCAUUGAAUUACAUGCCCAAAGGAAUGGAAAGAUUAACUUGUCUUCGUACAUUAAAAGAAUUUGUUGUUAGUGGUGGUGUCAAUGCUAGCAAUGCAUGUAGCCUUAAAUGCUUGGAGAAUUUUGUCUAUCUCCAAGGGUCUCUAAGUAUAAGAAAGUUGGGAGAUGUGACAGAAAAGGUUGAUCCUGGGAAAGAAAAACCACUUAAGAACAAGAAAAACCUCCUUCAUUUGUAUCUAAAUUUCGAGAAAGAUACAGAAGAAGAGACGGCAAAUAAGGAUGAAAAUGUUCUUGAAGUCUUACAGCCACCUUCAACUUUAGAGAGAUUAGAGAUUAGAGGCUACAAGGGCAAGACAAUCUCACCCAAAUGGGUAAUGUCAUUAAGGAAGCUGAGAAUGUUAAAUCUCCAUGAAUGCAUGAACUUAGACCAUUUGCCUUCGUUGGGAGAAUUGUCAUCCCUCGAGUCACUUUCUAUAACAAGUAUGCACGUGAAAAAAGUGGAUAAUGAAUUUUUGGGAAGAGAGAGCGUCGUCAAUUCGCCACAUUCAUUAUUUAUUGCCUUCCCUAAAUUGAAGGCUCUAAGAUUUGUCAACAUGGAGAAAUGGGAAGAAUGGGAAGCGACAACUAAUGCGAUAUGGGAAGAAUUUUGUGAUUCUACAAUCAUGCCUUGUCUUCGUUCUUUAUCACUUGUACAUUGUCCCAAAUUGAAGGCAUUACCAGAUCACAUUCUUCAGGUUGCAACGUUGAAUGAAUUGAAUAUCAGUUGGUGUCCUUUGUUGAAAGCGCGUUACGAUAAUCGCUACGGACAGGAUUGGGACAAGAUCUCUCUUAUUCCUAAGAUUAUGAUUAAUUUUAAGUAUGUGGAGAGAGGGAAGCAAAUCGGUAUUGCCUAA